AUGUUGUCCCAGUCCCACCCCAAAGAACCUCAGCGAGAUGUGGAUGUGACUCCACUCGACGAUGAUCCAGAGCUGUUGACCAUCGAAGCGAACCCUCUGCAAAACCAACGGGAACUUCGCGCCCAACAGGCGCACGAUGCCGUCGACUGGUCCUAUUGCCGCAGCCUGCGCCUCUGGGGCACCUAUCUCGGGCUGGUUUUCGGUCUGUAUGGCUCCUGCGCCGCGGUGCUUGCUCCUCUGUCCAUCCUGACCUAUAUCAAUGCCGACCUUGGGCCUUCUGACGUCUACGUCAACAUCCCCAUCGCCUUCACCGCCAUGAACGCCGUGUGUUUUUUGACCUUGGGCAGGUUAUCGGAUCUGUUUGGUCGUCGGUAUUUCCUCAUCGCCCAGGUGGCUUCGGGUUUCAUCGGUGCAAUCAUGUCGGGCACCGCGAAUAACCUCAACACUUUGAUUGGAGGUGCCGUCUUCAUCGGCAUGGCUGCCGUGUCCGGGUCGACCUACCAGAUCUAUAUCGGAGAGCUUGUGCCCAUCCGGCACCGAGGAUAUUGGAACUCGUUGAUUUUGGUCCCCACCCUGUCUCUUCAGUCGUUUGGACCUGUCGUCGGCAAGUCACGAGUGUUCGUGAGAGACCACUCCUGGCGUUGGUGCUAUUACAUGGCCUCGAUCAGCUACGGCAUCGGCAUUGUGCUGCUGAUCCUCUUCUACUGGCCACCAUCCUUUGAUCAUCUGCACAAAAGGCACCGCAGGAUGGAGCUGAUCAAAGAUUUCGACUACAUUGGCCUGAUCCUGUUCGCCGCAGGCAUGGUAUUGUUCGCUUUGGGUGUCAGCUGGGGCGGUGGCUACCUCCCCUGGACUUCGGCCGCAGUGAUCGCGCCGCUUGUCAUCGGGUUUGUUGGGCUGGUCGCUUUCCUUCUUUGGCAGGCAUUCACCAAGAUCAAGGAGCCCUUGAUGAAUUGGGACUUCUUGGUCUAUAAGCCACGGAGCUACCUGUAUCCGUUCAUUGUCAGCACCACGGGCGGAAUGUUCUACUAUGGUAUUCUGCUGGUCUGGCCGAUUGUGGUGGUCAACGUAUUCGGGGCCAGCUCCAUCAUCAAGCAAGGCUUCAUGGUCUGUACGGCCUACGCCGGCGUAAGCGUCGGAGCCGUUCUGGGCGGGAUCCUCUUCCACAUCGGCGCUCACCACCGCCUCAAAGUGGUCGUGGCCAACAUCCUCAUGGUCGUUUUCACCGUCGGGGUGAGUCAGACCGAUCGGACCCAACAAGGAGCCGCGAUCGCCUGCGUCCUGAUUGCGUCCCUUUCCAACGGCGCCCUCGAGACAAUGUGCAUGUUGUGGACCUCGGUCAGCAGGAGCACCGACAACAUCGGCUUGUCCUUGGGUCUCUUGGGCUCUGGUCGGAGUUUUGGCGGUGCCGUGGCCCAGGCCAUCUUCAUCGCCGUACUCAACAACAAAGCCGGCGCAUAUAUUCCACAAUUCGUGACAUCUGCCGCCCUCGAGGCCGGCCUCCCGACCGCGUCGCUCCCGAGUCUCUUCCAGGCCAUGGCUGCCGGCACGGCAGAGGCUUUUGCGGCCGUCCCUGGGAUCACCGCCGCCAUUGUCGGGGCCGUUCAAACCGCCGUGGCCAACGCCUACGUGGAGACAUUCAAAUACGUGUAUUACACGGCGAUCGCCUUCGGUUGCUUCAGUCUCAUUUUUGCCUGCUUGCACGACAAGGACGUGCAGCACCACCUGACCAGCCACAUCGGAAAACGCCUGUACCAGAGGAGUGACACCACGAGCAGCUCCAACAUGGGAGCCGAACGCAACCAAGACGUCGACGCCUCUCCAGAGAAAGACAGGGACAACGUGACGGUUGAGCAUGCUGAUUCGGUGUGA
Rhinocladiella mackenziei CBS 650.93 is the source of this 1872-nucleotide messenger RNA. RefSeq lists its product as uncharacterized. The transcript is spliced from 7 exons. Bases 1 to 1872 code for a protein of 623 amino acids. Lineage: Eukaryota; Fungi; Ascomycota; Eurotiomycetes; Chaetothyriales; Herpotrichiellaceae. The record is from RefSeq and is a predicted model, not a curated record. Gene Ontology annotation, biological process: transmembrane transport. Gene Ontology annotation, cellular component: membrane. Gene Ontology annotation, molecular function: transmembrane transporter activity.